AUGUCUGACGAACGCGAGGCUGAAAAACCCCAAAUCGAAGAGGCUAUUGUUGGAAUAAAGGGGGAAGUCAAGUCUCUGCAGCAGAUCACUUCCUCGGGCAGAGCAGCGCAGCGCAAGAGAGUUGAAAAUCAUGCCCAAAAGGCAUUCAGUGCACUAGACGCAGCAUUUGAAAAGCAUCUGAAAGAAGAGGAUGGACGUGCGGCGUAUGAAAAAUCUGCACAAUAA
Molecule: messenger RNA, 225 nt
Organism: Penicillium malachiteum
Lineage: Eukaryota; Fungi; Ascomycota; Eurotiomycetes; Eurotiales; Aspergillaceae
Exons: 1
Coding region: 1-225 (74 amino acids)
Source: RefSeq, a predicted model, not a curated record